GAGGACGGAGAUGUUGCAGGGUUGGUUGUGAUCAGAGAUGGUGGAGGGUUGGUUGUGAUCGGAGAUGUUGCUGCUGGUCCUGAUGCUGCAGAACCUGCAGAACCUGCAGGUCCAGUCCUGCCCCGACUCGUGUUCCUGCUCUCUGAGAAGCAGCGGGACGUCUGAGAUCAGGCUGGUCCACUGCAGCGAUACGGGGAUGGAGGUCGUUCCCGUCAACAUCCCCGCCGACACCGUCAAGCUGCGUUUUGAGAAGACCCUGAUCCCCAGGGUGCCCCGGGCAGCCUUCUACAACCUGGCGGAGCUGCGGUUCCUGUGGUUGACCUACAACGUCAUCACGACCGUCCACCCCAGCAGCUUCGUCAACCUGAAGGCCCUGCGGGAGCUGCGUCUGGACGGGAACCUGCUCACCUCCUUCCCGUGGGAGGGUCUCCGGGACACGCCUCACCUGCAGACCCUGGGUCUCCAUAACAACCGUCUCACCAGCCUACCGGCCCACGCUGCUCUGUUCCUGCACAACAUCUCCUACCUGGACCUGUCCAGUAACAGGUUGAGCGUCCUGCCAGCCGAGCUCGUGGACCUUUGGUUUCCUCUCCCCGGGUUAAAGAGAGCGGGAGAGAAAAGAAAAGUCCUGGGUCUCCAUGACAACCCCUGGCUGUGCGACUGCCACAUCUCCAUGUUGACGUCUCUCUCGAUGUCCCCGGGGAGCUCCGUGGUUCUGAUGGACCCCCUACUGACCUGCAGCCGGUCUCCGGGUCGGUCCGGGUCUCUGCUAACCCAGGCCGACCCGUCCCGCUGCGUCCGUCCGUCCGUCCAGCCGGCGGCCACCCGGGUCGUCUCUCCGCUGGGCAGCAACGUCAUCCUGCGCUGUGACGCCAGCGGCUACCCGACCCCGACGCUGACCUGGGUCAAAACCUCCACCCACAACGAUUGUUGCCAACAAGACGUCCUGCAGAACUCUGAGCAGCUGCCGAGGAUUCUGGAGAGUUUCAUGCAGGAAUCUCCCCGCGUCGGCGUCCGCUGGUCCAUCAUGAGUCUGAACGGACUUUCCUACCGGGACGCCGGGGAAUAUCGCUGCCAGGCUCGGAACAUGGCGGGAAUAUCUGAAGCUCCGAUCAAACUCCGAGUCCUGGGAAUCUCCCAGGUCUCUGCUCCCCCGAAGAUAAAGUCCAAGAAGAUUUCAUCUAAAUCAAAGUACAAGAAACCAGACAAAAGCCCGUCUGCCAGUCGGACCGCAGCUAAAGAACAGAAUAACACGGCAAAAAUCCCACGAUCCGCCAGGAUUCUCAGCCUAAAAGCUCAGAAUUCUCAGUUCAAAGUGUCACAACGAGACGGUUACAGGAAAACGUAUCAAGUUAACUUAAUGGACACCAGUAAAAACCGCCCAGCGUUGGUGAAAUCCUUACAAAGACGCUCUAAGUUUUCUAAAUCCCAGCGGUUAGAGAUUCUUGUAUGACUCGAUGAACUUGGUUGGUUUGAGUUAAAUCAGGGGUCAGCGGCUCUUUAGCGCCGCCCUAGUGGCUCCUGGAGCUUUUUCAAAAAUGUUUAACCUUUUUAUUUCCUUUUUUUUUCUUUUUUCUUUUUUUUCCUUUUCUCUCUUUUUUCUUUUUUUUUCUUUUCUU
Messenger RNA from Cololabis saira (Pacific saury), 1619 nucleotides. RefSeq names its product leucine-rich repeat, immunoglobulin-like and transmembrane domains 3b (gene lrit3b). The transcript is spliced from 7 exons. Gene Ontology annotation, molecular function: protein binding. NCBI's taxonomy places the organism in Eukaryota, Metazoa, Chordata, Actinopteri, Beloniformes, Belonidae. The coding region runs from base 65 to 1453 and encodes 462 amino acids. The record is from RefSeq and is a predicted model, not a curated record.